This is a messenger RNA of Belonocnema kinseyi, 1521 nucleotides long. Its product is annotated as peptidyl-prolyl cis-trans isomerase-like. The transcript is spliced from 2 exons. The record is from RefSeq and is a predicted model, not a curated record. Gene Ontology annotation, biological process: protein peptidyl-prolyl isomerization; protein folding. Gene Ontology annotation, molecular function: peptidyl-prolyl cis-trans isomerase activity. Gene Ontology annotation, cellular component: intracellular membrane-bounded organelle. NCBI's taxonomy places the organism in Eukaryota, Metazoa, Arthropoda, Insecta, Hymenoptera, Cynipidae. Bases 213 to 707 code for a protein of 164 amino acids.
CGUGAAUUAAAAUUUUAUUUUUUAGUAGCAACAAAUUCCAUUUACUUCAUUUUCAGUGCAUACUUUUAAAAAUAGUCUACGUUUAAUCGAUUACCGCCUUUUCGUUUCCCAAGCCGCCAUUUCUUCGGCACGUUUUUUUUAGUCAAAUUUCGCAAAAUCGUCAAAUUUCGCUUACUUGGCAGAUAUUGCAGUGCACCUGAAACUUAUUCACAAUGGGUUUGCCAAGAUGUUUCUUCGAUAUGACAGCCGACGGUGAGUCAGUUGGCCGCAUCGUCAUCGAGCUGAGAAACGACGUGGUUCCCAAGACGGCCGAAAACUUCCGUGCCCUUUGCACAGGAGAGAAAGGUUUCGGCUACAAGGGCAGUUCCUUCCACCGUGUCAUUCCCAACUUCAUGUGUCAGGGUGGUGACUUCACCAAGCACAAUGGCACUGGAGGAAGAUCCAUCUACGGCGAAAAGUUCGAAGACGAGAACUUCGAACUGAAGCACACCGGACCUGGAAUCAUGUCCAUGGCCAACGCUGGACCAAACACAAACGGCUCGCAGUUCUUCAUCACCACUGUUAAGACCUCGUGGCUCGACAACAAGCACGUCGUUUUCGGCGCCGUCGUUGACGGCAUGGACGUAGUGAAAAAACUCGAGAGCUUUGGAACCCCCAACGGAAAGACAACCAGGAAAGUCGUCGUCGCCGACUGUGGCCAGCUUUAAAUUGACCCUAGCGAGGCCAAGGUGAAGGAAAUGACUUUGAUUUAAUCAUCGAAGAAAACUAAGCAAACAAUGAUCACAGAAAAACAAAGCAUUUAACGUCUCAUUCCUCUUUUUCUAUAGAAUAUGAAAUAUGAAUUUAUUGAAGUCGUGAAUGGAAAAAGAAUUGAAAAGUACAGGGUAAGUUAAGAUACUCGAGACCUGUGAUGAGACUUCAUUUUCAAUCAAUAAUCGCCUAUAAUUAAGUGCAAGUCGAAAUUCUUGGAAUGUAUUAUUCCAAUUCAAAAUACAUUUAUCCCUAUAGAAUGUUUUAAACACGAUAUCUUCUUAGGUAAUACCGAUGAACCAUCACUGCACAAGUAUUUCCGUUUUUUGAUGUGAGAACUUUUUCCAUUCAUCGUCUCGUUUAUAAAACAUUUUUUUUUUCAUUCGAAAUUAUCAGGGCAUUGAACUAAAAUUGUGGUUCAUAGCAGUAAUUUCGGAAAUUGAAUUGAGGAACAUUUGCUUGUAAGUCAAUGUGUUAUAAACUGCAGUACAUCAAUCAUCACAGAUGUUUCUAUGCUAGAGAAUCUUGUAAAAUAAAAACAUAAUAGUGGCUUCAUUGUUGAUUGUACUUAUUGGUGUAAUAACAUGUUUUAAGACUGUGACGUAAUAAUCUGUCAAUUCAUUAUUGAUAAACAUUUGUAAUUAUAUAUUACGAUUACGGUAAUAGGAAUUGGCGUUCUUUGCCCUGAAAGCAAACCUUUUUUGGUAUGUUUUGUACAUUCAAAUAAUUAUUGGAAUUCCACAAUAUUACUUUAAAUACAUGAAUUUAAGU